Messenger RNA from Mucor velutinosus, 2865 nucleotides. RefSeq lists its product as uncharacterized. Lineage: Eukaryota; Fungi; Mucoromycota; Mucoromycetes; Mucorales; Mucoraceae. The record is from RefSeq and is a predicted model, not a curated record. The coding region runs from base 1 to 2865 and encodes 954 amino acids. The transcript has 2 exons. Gene Ontology annotation, molecular function: catalytic activity.
AUGACUAGGGAUACUAUUCUCUGCGGUGAUUUCAAUGCUCAGUUGGGUCCUCUGACUGGUGAUGCUAUCUCCAAUGCUCGUGGUAAUGCUCUCAAACCUUGGUUUGACGAACAUUGCUUAUCUGUGCUUAAUGCGUCUUUGGCUUUUGGUGUCAAGACUUAUUCUUCUUUUCGGCAGCAGCAAGAAUUGAGUAGCAUUAUCGAUUUGUUUCUGACAAAUAUUGGUGAUGUUGCUUUGGUGAAUCCUCAACUGGUGGUUGAGUCUGAUCUGUCUCUUGGUUCUGACCAUCGAUUGAUGUCACUUACUUUCGGGUAUGUGCCACCUCUCGAUGACACUGUGGCUCCUGGUGAUUCUGUUCUGGCUCCUCGGCGUCAAUGGAAGCUCUCGAAAUUGACGAAAGAGAAGCCUUUGGGCUUACUCCGUGAAUCCUUUCGAUCUUCUGUUGCUCCUCUGGUUGGUACUCUUUCUGGUUUGGUGUCUGCUCCUCCUGGUGUUCGUCCAGAUAUUGAUGCACUCAACGAUUCUUUGAAUCAAUGUUUGUAUGAAUCUCUGGAUAGUUCUAUUGGUGUGAAAUCUGGUCGUCCUGGCCAUUGGAAGAAAUACUGGACGCAAGAGAUCCAAGACGCUGCUACUGAACGGGAUCGUCUCUACAGUCGAUGGCGGUAUGCCCUUGGGUAUACUAAGAUUGAUUGUUGGGUCUUAUACAAGCAAGCUCAUCGCCGUUUUCGCUCUCUGGUACAGUCUGCUAAGCGCAAGUCCUGGCAUAAGUUCUGUGGUGCUCUGGAAAGAGACUUCUCAAAAGCUACUGCUGCUAUAAAACGCAUCAAGCGCAAUAAAGAGUCUUCACCUACGUACAGUCACCCAGAUGGUCCUGCUGCUUCUGUUGCUACUAUGGGCUCUCAUUUGGCUACGGUCUACGAAGGUGCUCUGUUAAAUACUGCUUCUCGUCCUGCUCCUGUCACCCCUAUGGUCUCUGACUUGCCUUUCUGUCUCCCUGCGGACAUGUCUCUGUUUGAUACUGAUACCUUGGUACUGUGUAUUAAACGUCUGCCGACUCACAAAGCUCCUGGUCCUGACCAUAUCAAGGCUGAGAUGUUAAAAGCUCUGACCUCAGAAAUUGCCCCAGUGUUUCCGAUUUUCAAGAAGGGUGAUGCUUCCGAUCCUGGUAAUUAUCGACCAAUUUCGCUCACUUCGGUGGUGCGUAAGUUGUUUGAGUUCUGUCUCAUGCCGGCUCUGGAUGAACACUCCCCUGCUCUGGAUAUUGCUCAAGGUGGCUUCCGUCCCCAACGUAGUCCUCUGGAUCAAGCCCUCUGCUUGCAUGACUUGAUGCAUGAUUACUUUCUGACUCACCGUCGCUAUCCUGUGGUGGCUUUCUUGGAUAUCAAGUCUGCUUAUGAUACUGUCGAUCGUAGGGUUAUAUGGCAAGCCCUGUCUGGUUCUACACUUCCUCGUCCUGUUCUGGGUCUUUUGAUGAACAUGUUUGACGAUGUCUCAGUCUCAGUCUUGAUUGCUAAUCAUACCUCUGCUGCUUUCUCUCCUGUUACUGGUGUACUUCAAGGCUCAGUACUCAGUCCUCAUUUGUAUUCGUUGUAUAUCAACUCCUUACCGAAUCUUUUGCGUUCUGUUGAUACUGGUGCUACGAUGGUCAGUCCUCCUGGUGCUAGUCGUCCUAUUGCCAUCAAUAGAUUGCUCUUUGCCGAUGAUGUUGCUAUCUUUGGGUCUUUGUCUGGUGUCCAGUCUAUGUUGGAUCUUGCUGCUGAACACUCUGUCUGUCUUGGUUAUAGGUGGAAGCCAUCUAAAUGUGCUGUGCUCGGUUCUCCUGCUGCCCUCUCUGAUGCUCGUCUUACUCUCUACAAUGAGCCGCUGCCGGUGGUAGAUGAGUUUGUGUACCUUGGUAUGCCAUUUCGAUAUAAAGGGCUACAUGCUCCUAGUAUCUUGUCUCUGCGGUCCGCUGGUGCUGUCAAGGUUAUGGCUUUGCUGAACUCUGUUGGUGUCAACCGUAAUGGUUUCUCUCUGCUGCUCUGUUCUCGUCUGUACAAGGCUUUCGUUAGACCCAAGAUUGAGUAUGGCCUCGCUAUAUCUCAUCUUGACUAUCGUACCUUUGAGGCUCUUGACAAGCUCCAAAACCGGCUGGUUGGUAUGUUCGUGGGUGGUUCCUGGUUCAACGUUGCUAAGCACAUUACCUGUCUCCCUUCAAUGAAACAUCGGUAUAAUGUCUUGGCAACUAGGUAUGCUCUUCGUUCUGCUACUCUACCUGAGGAUAGUCUUGUGGUGAUUCUUCGUGGUGCUCUGUCGUACACUCGACUGGAUCGGUACAUCUGUGAAAACAGUUUGUAUAGAUCUCUGCCUGACCCUGUCCCUUCAUUUGCUGGUCUCAAGGCUCACUUCUCUGACUUCUGGCAAGAUCAGGUUGACCAACAACUGGCUGCUGCUACUACUACUGGUAAACAUGUUCUGCUUCGUGCGUGCCGUCCUUCUGUCUCUCGCCCUGAUCCCAUACUGUACUUACCUAUUGGUCGAUCGGCUCGUAGUCGUUUGGUUCGUUGGCGUCUUGGUCGUUUUGCAAACAUGCGUGAGGAAUGUCCCUGCAUGGAUGGAUCUUUCAUCUCUCGAAAUCACUUCCCUCAAUGUCGUGCUUUGGAUCGUGAUCUGUGGGAUGCUCUGCCUGCUGCUCCUCCUGGUGUACAUGUCAUUGACAAUGCCCUGAACAUGCUGCCUAUAAGUGGUUCUGCUGGUCCUCCAGUAUACUGGUCUGCGUUACUAUCUUUGCUUCAUGCAAUCGACUGUCUGGUCCACCCUUUGGCUACUAUCGCCCCUGAUCCUGAUCCCGGAUCAUUGUGGUUCUAUCCUCCCUCUCAUGGCUAA